Molecule: messenger RNA, 792 nt
Organism: Angiostrongylus costaricensis
Lineage: Eukaryota; Metazoa; Nematoda; Chromadorea; Rhabditida; Metastrongylidae
Source: the annotation of a GenBank genome assembly
AUGCCAGUGCUAGACGGUCACGAGGUGAUACUCUAUGCUGACGAUUUCAUGAUUGCUGGUAUCGUUACAAUUGGUCUCGGAAUAUGGUUACUUUGGGAUCCCGUUGCGUCGGAUUUUUUCGCACUUCACUCAACCCACCAUGGUACGAACUUCGAUUUCUUGCAGUUCUUCAUUAUCUUGGUGGUUGUGUUUUGUCUUGAACUUGCUGCUGCAUGUAUGGCAUAUAAUAAGCAAGAAACUAUCCAACAGUACAUCGAAAGUAGUAUGUAUGACACGAUCCGUAACCGAUACACAUCUGAUGCCAAUUACAAGUCGGCAUUCGAUACUAUACAGCAGGAGCUUGAAUGUUGCGGUGUAAAGUCAUAUUUGGAUUGGUUGGGAACCAGCUGGGAUCGAAAAACUCUACAUGUCGACGAUAUUCAGAUUAAAAAAGAACAUGGAAUCGGUGCGAUCGGAGGAAGACGUGUUAAUGGAUAUGGUCGGACACCAUUUUCAUGUUGUAACGAUCACGGAAAAGAAAUCUAUCCCACAAAUUGCGGCGUUUCUUUUACACACGCUCCAUUGGAAACAUAUUCCGAGUUCCUACAUUCUAAGGGAUGCGCAGACGCUCUUCAUGAUUCCAUAUAUCGCAAUCUGGAUAUUGUGAUUGCCAUCUGUGUCAUUGUAGGCGCAGUUCAGGUGAUUUCUUUUAUCAUCACGGAACCAUUUUUCGGAAGCGACAGCGGGUCUUACUCGUCAUGUUUUCGUAGCGACAGAGUCACGCAUGCUGCUGUAACAGCAAAGUUCAGCUGA